Molecule: messenger RNA, 1704 nt
Organism: Prunus armeniaca (apricot)
Lineage: Eukaryota; Viridiplantae; Streptophyta; Magnoliopsida; Rosales; Rosaceae
Source: the annotation of a GenBank genome assembly
AUGGCUUCCUCCACCAUCGCUGGCUUCCUCUUCCCUACCUCUUCCUUCCCACCAAACCAGCCCCAAAAAUGUUCACUGCCCAGAAACCUCAUGAAAUACCAUACCGGCAGAGUGCGGUGCAAAGCAACUGACGAUGAUCACGGUCUCAACAGGAGGAACAUGCUGGUUCCUCUAGGAGCCGGAGUUCUAUACGGCGCGGCGGGUUUAACCAACCCCUUUGCUUUUGCCUUGCCCGUAGGCCCGGACUUGACCAAGUGCGGCCCAUCUGAGAAGCCCGACGGAUCCACCAUUGAAUGCUGCCCACCCACCACCACAUCCAUUCUCGAUUUCAAAUUGCCCGACCCGGGCCCACUCCGAACCAGGCUUGCCGCCCAAGAUCUCGCGAAAGACCCUAUUUACUUGGCCAAGUACAAAAAGGCGAUCGAGCUCAUGCGGGCUCUACCCCACGAUGAUCCCCGCAGCCUGGCUCAACAGGCCGAGGUUCACUGCUCAUAUUGCAAUAACGGGUACCCGCAAGUCGGCUAUCCGAAUCUGAAGAUGCAAGUUCAUUCAUGUUGGCUUUUCUUUCCGUUCCACCGCUGGUACCUCUACUUCUACGAGAAGAUCAUGGGGGAGCUCAUCGGGGACCCCACCUUCGCUCUCCCCUUUUGGAACUGGGACGCGCCAGCUGGCAUGUGCAUUCCGGAGAUUUUCACCGACCCCACUUCCUCCCUCUACGAUCAGUACCGAAACGCAAAGCAUCAGCCCCCGAAGCUCCUAGAUCUCAAUUACAGUGGGACAGACGAUGAGGUUGACGACGCCACCCGAAUCAAGGAGAAUCUGACCACCAUGUACCAGCAGAUGGUGUCCAAGGCUAAGUCGCACCGGCUCUUCUACGGCACCCCGUACAGCGCCGGCGACCACCUGAUCCCCGGAGAGGGAAAUCUCGAGCUUAUCCCGCAUGACAAUAUCCAUUUCUGGACUGGUGACCCGAAGCAGGCCCACCGAGAGGAUAUGGGCACUUUUUACUCGGCGGGGCGGGAUCCUCUGUUUUACGCCCACCAUUCAAACGUGGACCGCAUGUGGUCCAUUUAUAAAUCAAAACUGGGCGGUACGGAUAUAGAGAAAACUGACUGGUUGGACACUGAGUUCUUGUUCUACGACCAGAAGAAGAAUCUGGUGCGCGUCAAGGUUCGAGACUCCAUCGACACCACGAAGCUCGGUUACGUCUACGAUGACAAAGUCGAGAUUCCGUGGCUGACGUCGAAGCCGACCGCCCGCAAAUCUUCAAACAAGAGAAAGCCGACGGUUUCCUUUGCUGAUCUGACGACGAAGUUCUCGUUGACCGACACGAUUAGCGUUGAGGUGAAGAGGCCGUCGAGGACGAAGCGGACAAUGACGGAGAAGGCGGCGCAGGAUGAGGUGCUGGUGAUCAAAGGGAUAGAGUUUGCCGGGAACGAGACGGUGAAGUUCGACGUGUAUGUGAAUGAUGAUGCUGAGUCGCUGGCCGGGAAGGACAAGUCAGAGUUUGUGGGGAGUUUCAUCGACUUGCCUCAUAAGGAGAAGAAGGAUAUAAAGAAGAACCUGAUGUUGAGCAUAACGCAGCUGUUGGAGGAAUUGGAUGCUGAAACGGACAGUAGCGUGGUGGUGACUUUGGUGCCGAAAGUUGGGAAGGGGACAAUCACCAUUGGUGGCUUCAGCAUUGAGCUUAUUAAUACCACCUAA